AGCCUUUUGCUCAAAUCAUUUUUGUGCCCAGAAGGUUCCAGAUCCGUUUCUCGCCAUGUCCUUGACUCACGGCGGCCUUCCUAGCCUGCUGCCCGCCAAUGUGCUAGCGGAGCUCAAGCAGACUGCAGAGAAACUUUGCGCACCAGGCAAAGGCUUUUUAGCCUCUGAUGAGAGUGCCGGGCCCUGGCUGCGCGCGGGUCAUGCCGAGGCUGCGAAGAUCCCAGAUGUGAUCGAGAACAGGGCAGCCUACCGAGCCCUAUGCUUCUCCUCACCAGGCUUGAGUGAACACAUUAGCGGGGUGAUUCUCCACUGGGAGACCUUGAUGCAAGAUGAUGCAGACGGCAAGGCCAUGGUGGAUAUCAUCAAAGGGAACGGCAUGAUUCCCGGAAUCAAGGUGGACAAAGGCUACAACAAGAAGGGCAUGUGGGGAACACCAGUCGGUCCUCUUGGGCACCCGGAGGUGGCAACUGUGGGAUUGGAUGAUCUUCAGCAAAGGUGCCAACAGGCUUAUCAGAAGGGUGCCCGCUUUGCCAAGUGGCGCAACGUGCUGCAGCUGGACCCUGCGAAAGGGAUGCCGACAGAGUUGGCAAUCGCAGAUACGGUGCACACCUUAGCCCGCUAUGCCUCGAUUUGCCAGAGCGAACGCUUGGUACCUAUCGUGGAGCCUGAAAUUGUUCCCAAUGGCAAACACGACAUCUAUUACUGCGCCCAGAUGACAGAGAAGGUUUUGGCAGCGCAAUUCAAGGCAUUGGCAGACCACCACAUCUACUUGGAGGGUGCUGUCCUGAAGCCCAACAUGGUCAAGAACGGCUUGGAGGGGCCCAAAGCUAGCGCCGAGACCAUUGCAACCCUGACCUGCCAAACUUUGCUGCGCACAGUUCCUCCUUCCAUGCCAGGCAUUUUUUUCUUGUCCGGUGAGACAGCAUUGAAUGAAGACAACGAAGAAGAAGCAACCAUCAAUUUGAGCACCAUGAACAGUCUUUUUGCCGGCAAGCUGCCUUGGCAUUUGUCAUUCUCUUAUGGCAAAGCUUUGCAGAAGACCUGUAUUGUCACCUGGCUGGGCAAGACUGAGAACAAGGAGGCCGCGCAAAAGGCCCUGAAGGCACGAGCCAACGCGAACUCUGACGCCGUUUUUGGCAAAUACAAGCCAGGCAGCUGCGCUAGUGUCGGCACUGACGGCAAUGUGAUGCAGGCAGCGGGGCCUUACUGAGGCUUGUGAUCCCUGUGAGGAUUGAACGAUAGUGAGGAUGUGACUGACAUGAAUUGCACGUCAAGAUAAGGUCGAAAAUCACAAACGUCCAGAAAGUGGUGGCUUUGUUUUGUUGUUUACCAACUCAGAACAACUCAGAAAGACCGUCCUCACAUGGACCCAGUGCCUUGGCUCUAACAGAGCUCGGUUUUGUUUUCGCCUGGUGUGAUCUGGGUGUUUGGUCGGGCACUGUUGCUUGACCACACCUGAGAUGCACCAGGAAUUCAUAUUUGAGAUCAGUAGAUUUUCGUGCAGAUCACUUGAGGGGUGCUAUCCAUUUUUUUGCUCGUGGCUUUGUGCCAAGAUCCUCUUCCUGGAACGCACACACACCGUGAAG
Messenger RNA from Durusdinium trenchii, 1586 nucleotides. NCBI's taxonomy places the organism in Eukaryota, Dinophyceae, Suessiales, Symbiodiniaceae. The record is from the annotation of a GenBank genome assembly.